This is a messenger RNA of Colossoma macropomum (tambaqui), 8800 nucleotides long. RefSeq names its product RAB11 family interacting protein 3 (class II) (gene rab11fip3). Gene Ontology annotation, molecular function: calcium ion binding. Lineage: Eukaryota; Metazoa; Chordata; Actinopteri; Characiformes; Serrasalmidae. The record is from RefSeq and is a predicted model, not a curated record. Gene Ontology annotation, cellular component: endocytic vesicle; cleavage furrow; recycling endosome membrane. Gene Ontology annotation, biological process: regulation of cytokinesis; endocytic recycling. The transcript is spliced from 14 exons. Bases 1596 to 6176 code for a protein of 1526 amino acids.
GCUGAUGCCAAUGUUAUCCAUCCACCGUAAAGGAAGACGCCUGGUUUGAAACCCUCCCGAUUACGGACACACCUCGCCCGGCGCUUGAAGGAUCAAAUGGAUAAUGCUUUAUCUAAAAACAGAGGAUUAUCAGUUUUUCUUUCGACAUUUUUCAUCUAAUCCGAGCUAAAUACGAAGCACAGGUGGACGUCUCGAUUCUGGACCGCUGGCCUGGGGAAUCUUGAGGAAAAACACCGAGAGGAAAAAGCAACAAAAAUCUGUCCGUUUACCAAUGUGGUCGGGACAAGUACAAACUAUUAUGUGUUGCCUGUCAAGGGGACAAAUGUUUGCCGAGAACGUACGUGGUUUUAUUUCCAGAUAAAUCAGUGUUUUCCUGCACUCCGCUUUCCACAGAAGGAUGCUGCUGCCGCUGUUAGCCUGGUUUAGCUUAGCCAGCUAGCCGCCAGCGUUAGCGCUCAAAUCCCUAAACUGAUUUACAGACUUACACAGUCUGUCGCCUACAGAGCCGGCUAAUGACCCUCAUAAAUACAGCCAAUUAUCCUCGGGCUCCUUCACAUGAGAUAUAUACUGUCAAAGCUUUUGGGAGACGUGGUUUUAACGGUUAUUCAGGGUACCAGAUCUGAGGACAGGUUAGCUAACGUUAGCUAACGUGACUAAGGUGGGUUAUUGCACAGUAAUAAUACUUAAUAUAUUUAAACUUCCAGUCUUAAUAUGCCAUUCAAAACUGGUACGUUUCGUUUAUAAUAGAAACCCUGCAACCACGGUUUGGUCUGAUAAUUUUUUCCUGAGUGAAUUCAGUGUGUGGAGUGGCAGUCACGUUACUGAGGCGUUUGUUUGGCAUAGAUGGUUUAAUUAUCACAGUGACGUAAUUAUUUUCGGGUCGGUGUGAAAGCAUGUAUAUAUUCAUGAAGAUGUUUAUAAGAGUCAUACUGAUGUAGGACACACCCCUGACAUGUUUCCGAAACAAAUGACAUUAAUUUCCAUGACUGGUGUUGACUCUUUCUUUCCCUUACUGAACAGAGAAGUCAGUGUUUGCAUACAGUCUGUUAACCACAGUUAACACAGAAUCUUCUUUCACCCUGUUUUGUGGUUAUAAUGUUCUAAAAAUGUUCCUUUAUUUUUCAUUUUUUUGUAAUGAUAACGUUUUCGACUUGUUAUAUUAGGUUUAGCUGUAAAAUAGGUAACCCUGUUACUUUGUUGUCUAAUCCUAUUUUAUGAUUUUGGGAUUGUGUUGUGGAUCAGGUCGCUUUAAAAAGGCUAAAGUGGAAAGGAUUAGAUGUGUGUUUGCACACUGGAUGAGGAAGCGUUGCCAAAAAAAGGCCCCUACUGUUCGGCGGCGCAGCUUUGCACGUCAUUUAAAUGAACUCACACUCCAACUGUAGUGAAACAAACAUUGUCACUCUCAUGGAGUGAGACAGUUUUAGUCUUGUAUGCAAGGUACGCAUGGAUCUCAGCGAUAAUAUUCCGGCUGGCGGACUAGCUGUAAGAGGAAGCAAAUUGACUUUGAAUUCCAAACAUUAUUGUUCAAUGGAAAUUUAAAAAAGGAGAUAUCUGUGGAGAAUUUCAACAUCAGGGGAGAGGAACAGGGCUCCUAAAUGGAGCAGGUUCUCUCCAGCCCGCGAGGUCAUUCCGACUGGGAAUCAGACCAAAAUUCUCUUGGAUUUUUGCUCCUGGAUAUGGAUAGUGAUGUAGUUACUGGCAGCCCUAAAAAUGCAGAGAGACAUCAGAGGGGAGAACCUGGCAUUGUCUCUUUAAGCUUUGAUGAGAUUUUCCAGGAGAAUGGCUUCAAUUUAGAUGAGCUUUUUCGGGCAUCCCGGUAUUCCGGAUUAGAGCAGACCUAUCCCUGGGAACGGAGUUCGGAAUGUGUUUCUCCAGAAUGGGAUAAACAGCCUCCUCAGCCCCAGGAACUAGCUGUUGAGGGUUGCUGUGAUGCAUCUGGAGAUGUGGACACUGGAGAUCUCAUCAGUUUCAGUUCCUCUGCCCCCAGCCCUACGCACACUAGCACAUCUAUGCAGGCAACAAGGCAGGGCUCACCUACCCAGGGUAUGGACCUCCUGCAGUCCAUUUCAGUGGCUGACACAGGUUGCCCUUUAGAUUUAUUUAUAGGGCAACUUCCUUUAGAGCCUUUGCUGGAUAAGACACUUUCUCAGUCCAUUCCCCUUCCGCGGACUACAGUAGUUGAGAACCAUCUGGGCUCACCUUCCCAGAUGAGUGAUCUGGAGCAGGAUCUCUCUCAGAGCACACCUGAGCAGGUAAGAGACCCCCUGGGUGUCGACUUUACAGAUGUGCUGGAUCUGGCUGAGGCUUUCUCUGUGAUGGAAGGCUCAGGUAGGACUACGUCUUGGAAACCUGAGCUUUCACCGUUAUGUCUGGCUCCCUUGCCCUUCAUUUGCCCCUCCUCUUCCUCGCCUCCCUGUUUUUACCCCGACCUCCCAGAUAGACCUGCUUCCCCAACAUUGUGUCUAGGAUCACAUGUCCAGCAAUGUAACGGGAGCUGUGCCCUCCCCCUGGCGCCUGAUGCAGAGCAUGCAGGGAUGUCCCCAGAACAAGAGUCUGAUACACCUUUGGCUAGUAAUAUUAUAACUGACUCCACACAUGAGAUUCAGGCUGAGGCACACUCACCUGUAGAUCUACUCGAGUCAAUUAAUGAAAGAACUACAUCAGAUUCAGUGACCAUUUCUGGGACGCUGCUUGAGUCCAUAUCUCCUGGCCCAACUGCACCUAGUCUAAUCGAGGAAAGCUCACCAGACCUCAGUGCCGAGAGUUCUUAUGAGAAAGAUGAGAUUCUGGAGAUGGAAGAAGAGGUGCAGAAGAAAGACAUCUUACCUGAUGCGGUACCUAAGGACGCUCCAGUACAUGACCUUGAAUCGGUACUCACUUUAGCUGUUCUCUUGGUUUCACCUGAACCUGAGAAAGCAGGUCCAGUGGAGUCCACGUUAACCUCUUGGGACGUAAUACCUGAGAACAGCAGGGAGACUGAGGAUCUCUGUGUGAAUAUGCACAUGCCUGAGACAGACACCACCCUGGAGACUCCAUGCCACUUAGAUGGAGACUCUGACCUUUCCAUAUUGUGUGACACCAUACCUUCAACACCACCUGCUGAUGACAUCCAGAACCCUGAACCAUUUGCCUCUGAGAAAGAGACACCUUCAGAUUUUCCUGAUGCCUCUGAGAUUCAGUCACAUUCUGACUCCUCCACUGCAUUGGAGACAAGAACACUUUCAGUCUCGCCUGUUGUUCACUCUGCACUGGAUAUCUCACCUGAGGCAUUCACGGAGCUAACACCUGAGACUGAAACAAUCUCACCUGACUCUGAAAUCCAACCACACAAAUCACAUUCCAACAUGAAUAACUUUCUUGAGGACACAGGGGACAAACAGACAAUCAACACAUGCUCAGAAGACUUAAUAGAUGAAGUCCCACAGCGUCUCUGUGCAGUGGAUACACACCCUCUCGCUCCUUUUCUGCAUGCUCAGGAGGAGCUUGCUCGGCUGUGUCAGUCAGAUAACACCUCAGUAAACUCCACGACUCAGCAGUGCUGUCAUGACCAAGGUGGCAGUGCAACUGAGAACAACCAGGUACUAAAAAUACAACAAGCAUCUGAGGACCUUUCCAUCAGUGACAAUAACUGUGAGCACACACACACGCAAGAGGCUACACCUGAAUAUGUAUCUCAGACAGAGCCAACUGAGAAUGAAAAUGCUCAGAGCCUCACAGCUGAGAAUCACAUUAUGUUUGAUAAUGACAAUCAGAACACCCUCACACUGGCUGCCUCAGCUGGGGAGAACAGUGUGGAUACAUCCAUAGUGAACUCAACUGUCCUGGAAAACUUGCCUUCAGAUUCAGCGUUACCUGCACCAGGUAGCCUGACAUGUGAAGUUAUGUGUGUACAGGAGGAAGAAGGAGAGGACAGAGAUAAUGAUCAGGAUCAGGUGACCCUUUCCUCUGAGAGUGUUCCCAGCCCUGACUCCAUGCCCCUCUCAAUUGCAGAUUGUCAGCUGACCCAGGUGGGUGUGGUUGUGGAGCAGGGGAGGGGAGGGGCCACAUUAGACUCAGCUGAUGUGAGGGCAGAGGGGGAAACUGAUCUACCUGUCCAGUGCACACAGGUAGACUUGCCUCAGGUAUCAUACACACUGCCAAACCCAUCUCAGAUAGCAGAGCCACAGGUAGACUCUCCCCUGCCGCUCAGACAGGAGUCUCCCAGCGGAGUCUGCCCGCCAGAGGAAACAUGCACGCCUCUGAUGGAGGAGAAUAUCGAUGUUCCUGACGUUCCCAGUCAUGCUGAAAUGGCUUUGGACUUGUGUGUGAGCUCAGAUGCGCCCCAGGAUGGUAGUGUUGCUGACAGCGCAGUUCCUACAGCGACCCCUCAAGAUGAGGAUGAUUCUGCGUUGCGGGCUGUUUUUCAAGCUCUCGAUCAGGAUGGAGAUGGAUUCGUUCGCAUCGAGGAGUUUAUGGAGUUCGCCACAGCAUAUGGAGCAGAACAGGUAAAGGAUCUGACGCGGUUUCUGGACCCAAGCGGCCUGGGUGUCAUCAGCUUUGAGGAUUUCCACAGAGGCAUCACUGCCAUCAGCAACGGAGGUUCUGAUCCAGAUCUCUACAGGUUGCAGCUCAGUUCAGCAGAUGCCAAUGGAGCAGCAGAGGAAUAUGAUGAGCAGGCGGAGGUGUCGGACAGUGCAUAUCUGGGCUCGGAGAGUGCAUACAGUGAGUGUGAGACGUUUACAGACGAGGACACUGGAGCGCUUGUUCAUCCUGAACUACACGAGGACGUGGAGACGGACAGUGGCAUUGAAAACACACUCACGGAGGGCGAGGACAGGAACAGGUUCUCUCUUGGCUCCGAUUUGCAUGGCCAUGCCCUGGUGGCCGUGAUUGGUGGAGAGGAGGAGCACUUUGAAGACUUCGGGGAGAGUGACUCCACCUCUGACCUGCUGCUGGCCAAUCAGGAGGAGGGGAGGGCAGCCCCUGAGGGUGAAGGAGACCCAGAGCCACACCCACACCCGGGGAGCCCAAUGCAUCGCCCACCGAUGCUGCUGUCGCCCAGUUCUGAUCCUUUCCCCACUAGUUUCCAGAGUUUUCUGCAGUCUGAAUCUCUGGAGUUCUUCUGCACUCACUGUCACAAACAGAUCAGCCGUCUUGAGGAUCUGUCCACUCGUCUGCACUUGCUAGAAAUGAAUAGCUCCAGCAAGAGGCUGUCCAGUAAGAAAGCAGCAAGGCAUUUGCUACAGCCUGGUGGUCUGGAUGGCAUGAGUGAUUUGAGCCGUGACAUCCUGGACCUUGCCGACAGUGACAUCACCGAUAAGGUGCUGCUGCUUGAGCGGCGUGUGUGUGAGCUGGAGAAGGACUCUGUGGCGAGUGAGGAGCAGCAUGCGCGUCUGCGUCAGGAGAAUCUCACACUGGUGCACCGUGCAAAUGCCCUGGAGGAGCAGCUCAAAGAGCAGGAGCUCCAUGCUGAAGAGAACCUGCAGACCCUUGCCCGCAGACAUCGAGACACGCUCAAUAAACUGCAGCGAGAAAGAGACCUGGAGAUCGAGAACCUGCAGGCCAGGCUGCAUCAGUUGGAUGAAGAGAACAGUGAAUUGAGGUCAUGUGUUCCCUGCCUAAGGGCUAAUAUCGAAAGACUGGAAGAGGAGAAGAGGAAGCUACAGGACGAAGUGGAGGAUGUGACUGACAGGUUGAAUGAAGAAACUGAGUCUCGCAGGAAAAUGUCUGACAAGCUAAGUCAUGAGCGCCACGGCAACCAGAAAGAAAAAGAAAGCACACAGGAGCUGAUUGAGGACUUACGGAAGCAGCUGGAGCACCUACAGCUCUUUAAGUUGGAGACGGAGGCUCGACGUGGACGCUUACCUGGCGCUGGCCUUCAGGAGUACAACACACACAUGAGAGAGAACGAGCUGGAGCAGGAGAUACGCAGACUCAAACAGGAUAACCGCACUCUGAAGGAACAGAAUGAUGAGUUGAAUGGACAGAUUAUUAAUCUCAGUAUUCAGGGAGCUAAAAGCCUCUUCACCGAGUCCCUGUCUGAGUCUCUGGCAUCUGAAAUCAACAAUGUCUCUCGUGUAGAGCUAAUGGAGGCCAUCCAGAAGCAGGAGGAGAUUAACUACCGCUUACAGGACUACAUCGACCGCAUCAUCGUGGCCAUCAUGGAGUCCAACCCUUCUAUUCUAGAGGUCAAGUAAUCACCAUGACAACAGCCCCCCUGGGGCAGUCUGUGCUGGAUGGACGCUGGACUGGAUCUGGCGGCCACACUGGACCCAACACACACCUCCUAGGAAGUGGAUUUCUAUUUCUGCUUCACAGCUGCUUUUCCGCUCUCUGCUACAAGACAAGAUUCAGCGCUUCUGUUCUGGCACCAUUAAUGCGUCUCCAAGGAAUAAAGUACUAUUCUGUGAAGGAAGAGUUGUGAGUGUGCAGGCGAGGAUGAUUUGCAUGGCUGUUGGUUCCUGUGAAUCCCCUGUGUUGUGGGAUUGAGGGGCCCAGUCCCUCUGUGUGUGUGAAUGGGUUUGAAUGUGCAUGUGUGUGUGGCAGGUCCUCAUUAAAACAUGUAGGCAACAUGCGCUCACACAUAUUUACCACUACAUUUUACUUUAGGGCAGUGUAAAUAAGUCUACAUAAGCCUUUCGUGACAACUGAUAUAUACCUACCAUUUGUCAUGAGGGUUGCAGUUGCCAACUUUAAUGUCAUGUUGACAUAACAUCUAUAUCAGGUGCUAAUAUUUUCUGACAUAAGGUUGUCGUGACACUUUCUGGGGUAAAAUGACAGACUUUGUAGCUCAGUACGUGUGACGGUGACACAAUGUCGAUUGCGACAUCAGGCUGGUUGAACAAAGGUAAGCAUUUUCUGUGGCCAUUACAUGAAGUUAAUUAAGUUUUUAGAUUUUAUAAGAUUUAAGGUAUGUCACAUCAUCAGCAUCAUGUCAUGGCAUGAGCGGAUUCAGAUGUGUGACCACAUUGGCACCGGCCCCAGUGAAAAUCUGAAAACAUUUACUCGCCACCUAUAUUUUUAGUGAAAUUCGCUGCUCUGAAGAGUUUUUACGUUUUGAUCCCUGCUGUCGACAAGGGGACUUCUGAAGGAGAAUCAUUUUCCCCAGCAGCAGAUCAUGGCUGUUUAUAUACACAUGAAAAAGUUUCAAAAGUAGUUUCAUUUUUGUAUGGGAUUUCUUGAUGGUCCAACUGUGUUAAAUAUAUGUUUGUUAUCAUUGCUUGCGGUUGAGACUAGCAGUUACCAAUUUGUUUUUGUCUAGUAUUGAAGUAGAACAUGUUGAUUUCUGUGAAUUGGCCACAGAGAACUAAACAACAAAUUAAGUAAGUGAUAAUCAUUUGGGUCCAAGCACUUUAUGCAGUCACUAUAGACCUGUAGGCAGAUGGAACACAAAUGAUGGGCAUAGUUUUUAUAACGGCCUCUAUUUACAAUAAUUGUUGAUGAAAAGUCAAAAGCAGAUGUCUGCCGAAAUUUCAUACGCACUGGCCUUUUGACCUUAGCAUGGUAAGCAAUCGGUUUUGAACAAAUAAGACUCAUAUUGGCAUAGUUGUUGAACUCUGUGAAUCAAAUAAUUCUAUAGCAAUUACUUCUCUCAUUGUAUUUUAUUCCCAGAGUGCACCAUUUUCAUUUUAAAAUCACUGACAUUUUCCCUGGUGGACCAACCCUCCUAACCCUCCUACAAGAACUUGUCACCUUUUCACUGCUUGCAAGUUUGCCAGUCUAAAUAUAGUAAGUUUGAAAUGAUUAGCCUUGUGAUUAGAUGUUUUUCCAUGUCUGCUACUGAUUGUAAAACACACAAUAAUAAACAGAAUGAGCCAUGCGAGUAGUGUGGUUGGUGCUUAGUAUAGAUAUUGGCAGAUCAUCAUGGAGCUCUUUGAACUUGAAGGCAUUUAUUUUGGCCCCCUGAACAGAAGCUGUGACCUCAAUAUGGACCCGCCUAAAAAUAAUCCCUGAAUCGCCUCUGUCAUUGUGAUUUACAGUGUGCUAUCCUAAUGUCACAAAAAGAAUCAGUCACCUGACAUAGAUGUUUCAUAAAUUUGACAUCAAAGUUGACAAAUACACUACACACAUGUACAAAUGCUACGAAGUCAGUUGUCAUGUAAUGCUGUCACUUCACAAGUCAUCUUUGUGUUAUGUCAACGAGACAAAAACAGCCUUUAUGACAGAAGACGCUUAUUAGAAUAAGCCUUUAAAAAUGUCCUUAUGAGCUUAUGUAGGUGUCAUGUAGCCUUAUGAACACUGCCCUUCUGUGAAGUGUUAUGAGAACAUAAUACUUUCUAUACACACGUUUUUCACACAUAUACAUAUAAAGCUGUUAUUUUACAGUGUCAUGUUUUGGCUAUGAGUUGAAUCCCGGUAUAGCUCCAUGAGUACACCCGUGUGAGGGACACUGUGUGACCUGAGGGUGUGUGACUGUACGUGUGCGUAUAUGUGUCUUCACAUAUUGUUGAUGUCAUUACAAAAUGAUCUCUGUUGUUGUUUGCUGACAUUGUUAAGCAGCUUUAAAGAAUGUCCUGUGUGUUCAUGAUUGUUGUUUAGUUGUAGAUUUCUGUUUUAUCUCAUCUCGUUUAUUUAUUACGAUGAAGCAGAAUGUGAGGGCUCGAAACACACCACAGAUCACCUGAAUCCUCCUCCCUGAAAACAGCUGCUUGUAACCAACAGAAGAGCAGCUAGUUGUAUGCUGACUGGGCACAUGGUGGUGCAUUGUGGGAAGUGUAGUUCUGUGCCCUCACGCAGAUCUCCUGCUGAGUGAGAGAAGCUUGAUGCGAAGGAGUGCCUCCUGUGGCCUGGAUUAGAGCAAGAGACUUUCUUUUCCUGUACA